Drosophila ananassae is the source of this 1929-nucleotide messenger RNA. Its product is annotated as E3 SUMO-protein ligase ZBED1-like. The record is from RefSeq and is a predicted model, not a curated record. Gene Ontology annotation, molecular function: DNA binding. NCBI's taxonomy places the organism in Eukaryota, Metazoa, Arthropoda, Insecta, Diptera, Drosophilidae. Bases 174 to 986 code for a protein of 270 amino acids. The transcript is spliced from 4 exons.
AAAAACAUCGAUGUAACAUCGAUGUUAUCGAUGUUGCCAAAAAUAUUUUUAACAUCGAUGGUUUUCUGGAAACAUCGAUUAUCGUCACUUGCAACCGAGAAACAGAAAGCGUGUGAACAAUAUUUGUGGUAUUUGGUAAACAAUAGUGGUGUUGGUGGCAAAGUGCUUGCGUAAUGGACAAGUUCAUUAAAAGAACCAGAACAUUGUUGGACAACGAGAACGAUGAAAACAUACCGAGUCCCAAGCGGACAAAAAAGGAAAUUUCAAAGGUAUGGGAGUUUUUCAAGAAGGGCUCAAAUCAAACAGCGACUUGUUUGAAAUGUGGUAAAGUCUAUAAGACUUCGGGAAAUACGAGCAAUUUAAUGCAGCACUUAAAUACUGCUCAUUUAGAAAGUGUGCAAAACAUUCCCGAAUCGCUGUCGCCAUGUAUGGACAAAUUCCUAAAAAAAAAUAAACAAUAUGAAAAUGGCUCUGCGCGAAAGGCUACAAUCGACAAAGCUGUUUUAAAAAUGAUAGCCAGAGAUGUGCAACCAUUUAGCAUAGUAUCGGAUCCAGGUUUUAUAGACCUGGUAAAAACCUUGGAUCCCAUGUAUAAGCUGCCAAGCAAAACCCAUUUGCGUAACGUUACCCUUAAAAGCGAGUACGAGGCCUUAAGGGUAAAACUCCAAGACAUUUUAAAUAAAGUGGAGCACGUUGGCAUUACAACGGAUUGCUGGACGUCAAAAGCCAAUGAAGGCUAUAUAACAGUGACUGCUCACUUCAUUUCAUCAAAAUUUGAUCUCCAAUCGGCAGUUUUAUCAACGGAUAAGUUGAUAACUCCAACAAGCCAUUCAGCCGAUACAAUAGCGGCUUCUUUAAAAAUCAUUUUAUCAGAGUGGGGCUUACUUCGAAAAGUGACAACUAUUGUCACUGAUAAUGAAGCGAGCAUGGUAAAGGCUUGUCGAAAUUUAGAAUUAUGCUUCGCCAUGCUUCGCACAUACAAUUAACCUGCUGGUCCAGGAAGUGCUGAAGCACCCAAUGGUAUCUCCGUCCAUGACAAAAUGUAAGCGUAUAGUGGCUUUUUUUAAAAGCAGCACUGUUGCUUAUGAAAAGUUUAAGCAGGCCCAAGAAUUUUCUAAAACAGCAUAUAGCUUAAUCCAAGAGGUUCCCACCCGAUGGAACUCUGCUCUUUACAUGGUGCAGCGCAUAUUAGCGACAAACGAGCAUAUUUCAACAGUGCUUCUGAUCACACCAAAAGCCCCACAGCCGUUCUCAGCAGAGGACAUCUUUAUUUUGGAAGACUUUGCUAACAUCUUGGAGCCCUUUGAGCACGCUACUCGGUCUAUUUCGCAAGAAAAAAACGCUUCAAUAUCGAUAUUAAUUCCUCUUAUAUGUGAAUUAAACAAAAAGAUGGUUGAUAUUAAGCCAAAAAUUAAGACUACAGAGGGGAAAUCAAUUUUCGAUUUUCUAACGGCUCGUAUGCCAGAGCGUUUCGCCCAUUAUGAGGUUAGAACAGUCCCAAGAUUGGCAACUAUUCUGGAUUCAAGGUUUAAAAAAGAUGGUUUUCUCUCUCAGUCGAAUUCAGACCAAGCUGCUAAGGCUUUAGAGAAUGAGUUGUACAACACAUUGUCCAAAAUGCAGCACGAUACGCCAACACCACCAAAUCCAGAACCGGAAAAAAAAAAAUUUACGUUCCUACAGCAAAAAGUCGCUGUUAAAUCUAAGUCGACCCGAACAGACGCUAUUAUAGCUCUAAGACAAUAUUUGGAGGCUCCAAAUUCCCCGGAGAACGUCGAGCCCCUAGAUUUCUACAAGAUAUGCCCUGAUUCCAUGGAAGCUUUGAAAAGCAUUGCAAAGCAAUACUUUUGCGUUCCAGCAUCUUCCACGGCGUCCGAGAGGAUCUUCAGCAAAGCUGGCCAAGUCAUUAGUGAGCGCAGGAGCUCUCUUAAA